Ananas comosus (pineapple) is the source of this 1108-nucleotide messenger RNA. RefSeq names its product diacylglycerol kinase theta-like. The coding region runs from base 109 to 849 and encodes 246 amino acids. The transcript has a single exon. NCBI's taxonomy places the organism in Eukaryota, Viridiplantae, Streptophyta, Magnoliopsida, Poales, Bromeliaceae. The record is from RefSeq and is a predicted model, not a curated record.
AGCUACCUAAAAACCAAGUUAUAUGGACUCACAUGUCUAUAUAUACAUCAACUACCAAAGAACCACAGAUUUAAUAGGAGCAAGAAAAGAGAGAGAGAAGAAGAGAGAAUGGAGGAGGAGAACGAGCAGGAGCAGUCCCUGAUCCACAUCAGCCACCUGCACCCUCUCUACCUGACCGACGUUCAACCGCAGGAUCACCAGCUGUGCCACGCCUGCCGGCUGCGGUGCGGCGGCCGGGCCUACCGAUGCGCUCCCUGCGGCUACUCCCUCCACGCCGCCUGCGCGCGCCUCCGCCGCACCCUCCGCCACCCCGCGCACCCGGCCCACCCCCUCGCCCUCCUCCUAACCCCCCCCUACCCCGACGGCACCUUCGCAUGCGACGCCUGCCGUCGAAGCAGCACCGCCUUCACCCUCCACUGCUCCCGCUGCCGCUUCGACCUCCACCUGCCGUGCGCGGCCAUGCCGCAAACCCUGACGCACCGCUCGCACCCCCAACACCCCCUCGCCCUCGUCCACGGCGGCUCCGGGCCGGCCGGCUACGUCUGCGAUCUGUGCCGCGCGGGGUGCGACGUCUCGCGCUGGUUCUACGCCUGCGCCGCCUGCGACUUCGGCGGCCACGUCGGGUGCUUCGCCGCGGAGUCGCUGCCGAAGGAGCUGUACGAGCUGCACCAGCAAGCGGAUCAGGAAAUGCAGGAUGCGAGCUCCCUGGCUUCGCUGCAGCUGCAGCAGCAAGCGCUGCAGCAGCGGCAGCAGGCGAGCGACGCGAUGGCGAGGAUCAGGCGCACCGCCGGACAGAACGCCGUGAUGCUCACGGCGGAUCCUAAUCAGUACGUUUGGAGGUGGAGAUGAAGCAAACUGUAAUUCUAAAGCCAGUAGCAAAGAAUUUGAUAGUUGGUACCAAGAUCCUAAGCGCUGUAUUUCAUUUAAGAGGCCAGUUUUAAGUUUACACUCCACUUUGGAUUGGAAGCCUAAAGCAAUUCCUAUUUAAUAAUUAUCUCUUCUUUCCUAUUAUUAUUAUUAUUAUUAUUGUUUAAAAUAAAAUAGAGUUUAUAAAUUCUUAGAACUUUUUGGAUGAAAAAUUGUAAGGAUUAUAAUCUCCUUUUAGUUA